UUCUCUUGGUCUGCAUCGCAGCUCUUGCUCAGGUUGGUGAAUUUUCUUAUACACUGUUCUUUUGCUGAUUCUGUAUGCUAAAACUGUAUUAUAUUUAAUCAGAUGUGUCCACUGUCUAACGCAUAAGACGCGAGGUGCUGAUCGUAUCCAAUAACUCCUAACACGUGCCCACGAACGACUCCCAAUAAGGAGCUUCAUGUGUUAGCAAUUAAAGCACCCAAAUUUUAUGACCUACGUUAUUACUGACAGGGGUAAACACCACUAUCGCGCUCAGGGAUAGUUGUAGCAUGCGUUGCAGUUUGAAAGUUGGGCUGAGCGUGAUAUAGGGUUUUCAACCCUUCAUCUGAAGGUUGAUAUUGAAAUAUCUGUGGAGUACGGUUCUCAUGAAUUCAUGUUUUCUGUAAUUUGUAGUCUGCUAUGGGCAUCGGUUGUGGCUGCGGUGGACGUGGCUACGGAGGUCUUGGGUACGGAGGACCUGGGUACGGUGGACUCGGAUAUGGUGGGCUCGGAUAUGGUGGCUACGGCGGUCUCGGAGGAGGAUGUGGCCGAGGCUUCUCAGGUGGAAGCCUUCCUGUAGCAACCUCCUCUGCCGCCCCUACUGGUCUGGGUGUCGCGUCCGAAAACGAAUACGAAGGUACUGUCGCUGUCUGCGGUAACCUGCCUUUCCUAGGCUCCGCUCUAGUAGAGGGCGUCUUUCCCACUGCGGGUCUUGGCGGUAUCUUCUACGGCUGCGGCGAUGGCUUCGUCGGCAUCACCGCUGAGAGAGGCAACGGCUAUGCUGGUGGUCUCGGCUACGGUGCCGGAUAUGAUGGCAUCGGCUACGGCGCUGGAUACGGUCUUGGCUACGCCGGAAACGGAUGCGGUUGCGGCUAUGGUGGAAUCUAGUGAUUAACCAACCAACUAGUCAUGUACCGAUAAAAUCUACAUACAAUAAAAAUAUUUUGAUUCAUC
This is a messenger RNA of Bombyx mori (domestic silkworm), 951 nucleotides long. Its product is annotated as chorion class B protein M2410-like. The transcript has a single exon. Gene Ontology annotation, cellular component: egg chorion. Gene Ontology annotation, molecular function: structural constituent of egg chorion. Gene Ontology annotation, biological process: chorion-containing eggshell formation; multicellular organism development. Lineage: Eukaryota; Metazoa; Arthropoda; Insecta; Lepidoptera; Bombycidae. The record is from RefSeq and is a predicted model, not a curated record. The coding region runs from base 418 to 885 and encodes 155 amino acids.